GCGGGGCUCGGCACGAGCUGACAGCUCGGUCUGCGCCUGCGCCCUCCCUGGUCUUUUACGGCCGCCGUAAAGGGGCUCUGUCUUCGGCUGCGGCUUUGAAGGGGUCGGUUGUUCCCACUGCCUCGAGGCCAUGGAUGCACGAUUCACAAGGGGGAAGUCGGCCAUCCUGGAGCGGUCACUAGUGAGGCCCAAGACGGAGGUGAGCUUGAGUGCCUUCUCCCUGCUGUUCUCGGAGCUGGUUCAGUAUUGCCAGAAUCGUGUAUACUCUGUGGCAGAGCUGCAGGCACGGCUGGCAGAACUGGGUCAGCAGGUAGGCGCCCGAGUGCUGGACGGCCUGGCCACUCGGGAGAAGGGAGGCCGACGGGAGACCCGGGUACUGGGUGCACUGCUCUUUGUCAAGGGUGCAGUGUGGCGGGCACUCUUUGGCAAGGAGGCAGACAAGCUGGAACAAGCCAACGAUGAUGACAAGACGUACUACAUCAUCGAGCGUGAACCGCUCAUCAACACCUACAUCUCUGUGCCUAAGGAGAACAGCACACUUAAUUGUGCCAGCUUCACAGCAGGUGUCGUUGAAGCUGUACUCACCCACAGUGGCUUCCCUGCCAAGGUCACUGCCCACUGGCACAAGGGUACCACCCUCAUGAUCAAGUUCGACGAGGCUGUCAUUGCCCGGGACCGGGCCCUGGAUGGGCGCUGAGCUGAGGACAGACUAGGGAAUGAUAGGGCCGGGCCCUUCUUUGUACCUUUGAGCCACGGUCCCUUGUCCCCCGGAUUGCUCCCAUUGCCAGAUGAGCGACCUUUGCCCGCCCCCAGCCUUUCUGCUGUGAUGUGAACCCUCGUCACUCCUCCCGGCUCUUAACUCUCUGCAUUCAGUCACCAGGCCUCAUCUGUCUAUAGUUUCUGGUGUCAGGGAAUCUGUUCCCUGGCAUGCUCAGGGGCAAGGGGCUCAGGCUCUGGACUUGAUGAGGCUAACCUCCAUGGUCUGGGUUUGGCCUGGUUUUUUUUUUAUUUUUUUUUCUGUGUCAUCUCCUGAAUGGUUUGGAGAUGAGUGGGGGUGGGAAGAGGGGAGGGUCCAGUUCCUAUCACCUGGGUUUUCUUACCCCUUGACUCUUCUUUGCCUGUUUUCUUGGGGAACUCAGUGUAGGGGCUUCUGUACAUUAUCCCCUAGCCAGGGAAGACAGGCAGUUUCCCUUGAAGAAAUUCUACAGUCUGUCUGUAUUGUAGUCACCGGACCCUCAUGUCUUCUUUAGAAGCAACGUCUAGGGGAUAUCUGUUUGCAGGUCCCCGUGGCUCCAUAUCUGCUUCCUGGAGAAGGGGAGGUUCCAGAUGAUUCUAUCCCAUGACACACGGGCUGGGGAUUAGAAACAGAGCUGUUCCAAUGGUUUCUAUUCCUGCUUGAGUAGGGAUAAUCAGACCCAAAACUGGCCUUUUAGUAGCUAUUAUACAGUCAGAGGCAGAAGGUUUGGGUUUCCAUCUCAGUUCUAGGGAAAGAGUAUGGUCAAAUGUUUAAUCCCUGUCUCGCCCCAGGAUUCCUCUGUCCUUUCUCAGUUCCUGCCCCUUCCCCCCUCACCCACCUGAGUCCUGGGUGAUAGUUCAGUCCUCAUAAUUUCUUUUGGAGCUCUGAGGACAGUGAAUUGCUGCUAGAACAGUGUGAUAUACAUUAAAGUUAAGUGUUCCUGGAGAUAA
This is a messenger RNA of Phascolarctos cinereus (koala), 1686 nucleotides long. RefSeq names its product trafficking protein particle complex subunit 5 (gene TRAPPC5). The record is from RefSeq and is a predicted model, not a curated record. Gene Ontology annotation, cellular component: TRAPPI protein complex; TRAPPIII protein complex; TRAPPII protein complex. Gene Ontology annotation, biological process: endoplasmic reticulum to Golgi vesicle-mediated transport. Lineage: Eukaryota; Metazoa; Chordata; Mammalia; Diprotodontia; Phascolarctidae.